CUUUCUGACCAAUUUAGUUACAGGGCCUACGUUGUUGAGGCAGUUUCUCGUCAGAUGUGUUAAGGUUUCCUUGUAGACAAAUACAGGCAAUUCGGGGUGGUACGCAAUGGGAUCUGCAAAUGGUCUUGUGUGUUCAGAGGAGAAGCAGCCACUUCUCUCAUUUGGGGUCAUAUCAGAUGUCCAGUAUGCUGAUAUACCUGAUGGCCGUUCAUUCCUUGGCGUCCCUAGAUAUUAUCGGCACAGUGUUUGCGUAUUACAGAAGGCAGUUCAGGAAUGGAAUCAAGAAAAGCCUAAAUUUGUGAUUAAUUGUGGAGACAUAGUCGAUGGUUUUUGUCCCAAGGACAAGUCAAUGAUCACUGUAAAGAAGAUCGUUACCGAAUUUGAUAAGUUCAAUGGCCCUGUUUAUCACUUGAUUGGAAAUCACUGCCUUUACAAUCUCCCUCGGGAGAAGUUGCUUCCUUUACUGAGAAUUCCUGGCCCUGAUUAUCAUGCCUAUUUUGAAUUUUCUCCAAUUCCAGAAUACAGAUUUGUUAUCCUUGAUGGUUACGAUAUCAGUGCCAUUGGCUGGGCAAAGGAUCAUCCAAAUACGUUGGAGGCCCUUAAAAUUCUUGAGGAGAAAAACCCGAAUUCAGACAAAAACAAUCCGGAUGGACUUGUUGGAUGUGAGAGGAGGUUUCUCAUGUUCAACGGAGGUGUUGGGAAAGAACAGUUGAAAUGGCUGGAUAAUGUCCUUGAGGAAGCAACAAAGUUGAAUCAAAAUGUAGUAGUGUGUUGCCAUCUGCCUUUAGAUCCUGCAGCAUCAUCUUUUGCAGCAUUAUUGUGGAAUUACGAUGAAGUGAUGGCUGUGAUACAUCGCUACAAUUGUGUGAAGGUCUGUCUUGCUGGACAUGACCAUAAAGGUGGACAUUCGGUUGACUCCCAUGGCGUACAUCAUCGGAUCCUUGAAGCAGCUCUCGAGUGCCCUCCCAGAACUUAUGCUUUUGGACGCAUUAAUGUGUUCGACGAUAGAUUAUCACUUUUAGGCACUGAUAGAAUGAGGAGCACUGAAAUGGUUUUUGGUCACUAAACUAUUCUUUUGUCUACCAAAAAAGUACUAACAUGAUAUAAAGUUUAUCUACUGAUAAGUAUACUUGUUCUUCACAAAAUGCAGAAGGGACCGGGUUUUUGGUGUAAAUUCCUUUGCAUAUUGCAGCCAUUUUCUUGUUGAGGUACAUAAUAGACAAUGAAAAACAAGCAUUUCUAGUUA
Messenger RNA from Nicotiana tabacum (common tobacco), 1246 nucleotides. RefSeq names its product manganese-dependent ADP-ribose/CDP-alcohol diphosphatase-like. NCBI's taxonomy places the organism in Eukaryota, Viridiplantae, Streptophyta, Magnoliopsida, Solanales, Solanaceae. The record is from RefSeq and is a predicted model, not a curated record. Gene Ontology annotation, molecular function: manganese ion binding; 2',3'-cyclic-nucleotide 2'-phosphodiesterase activity; ADP-ribose diphosphatase activity.